Sycon ciliatum is the source of this 3021-nucleotide messenger RNA. RefSeq names its product ribonucleases P/MRP protein subunit POP1-like. The transcript has 8 exons. Lineage: Eukaryota; Metazoa; Porifera; Calcarea; Leucosolenida; Sycettidae. The record is from RefSeq and is a predicted model, not a curated record. Gene Ontology annotation, biological process: tRNA 5'-leader removal. The coding region runs from base 58 to 2460 and encodes 800 amino acids. Gene Ontology annotation, cellular component: nucleolar ribonuclease P complex; ribonuclease MRP complex. Gene Ontology annotation, molecular function: protein binding.
UGAGAAUGUUUGAGCUGCCUUUCGAAGGGCAAAGAAGUCAUUCUGCUUCUGGCCACCAUGUCUACUCCUAAUGAAGAACAAAGCAAUAUGGCUAGUAACGGUAGUAGUCAUGGAGGAUCUAGGAAACGGCGAAAAGCGGCCCGUCUCAGGAAUCAACCAGCGUCCGUCGAGGCUGCUGCAGCAGAAGCUGCAAGUGAAGUGGAUGACUCUACACGAACCCCUAAACAUGUUGGACUACUGGAUUUCGCCAACGCCAGGGUGUCUGAGCUACAGACCAUGAUGAAAGCAGUGAAGACGUCGACAGGCACGCGACGGGUGUCACAAGCUCUUCCUCGUCACAUGAGAAGAAGGGCUGUCAGUCACAAUACCAAGCGAUUACCAGUUCGACUGAGAGCUGCAGCAUUGAGAGAAAUUGAAAAGCAAACCAAUGGCGACAAGGCACCCAGUCGACGGCACAAGCGGCGACCGAGUAACCUGGCCAGUGACUUCGCUCGUCGGCAGCGCAAGAUUGGCUGGCUGGAGACUCACCUGUGGCAUGCCAAGCGCAUGCACAUGAAGGAGCUGUGGGGUUAUCGGCUGGCAGACAGGCCGUGUGACAAGGGCCGCAGGGCAGCAUUCCGAGCGACGUCGCGCGGCUGCAUGAUGGCUGAUGCGUCUUACUACAGCUGCAUCGAGCUAUGUGGCACUCAGGAGGACAUUUGCCAGGCGAUGCAAUCACUGACGAGUUGUAAAUGCGGACCUUCUAUCAGAGCUGCACAGUACUUGCCUGGCCAGCGAGAGGGCACUAUUUUACUGUUCAAACGCGAUGCAUAUCCGCACGGUGCGCUUGGGCCAGUGCAAUUCCUGUGGCAGCCACUGCCAUCUGGGGACAGUGAGCCUGCAGCGAAGCGAGUGAAAAGAGCUGACGACACCGCUGGUCCAAGACGUCGCCUUUGGCUCUGGAUACACCCGUCCAUGCUAGACGAUGCCCUAGAGGAGUUUAAUGCUGCUUUUCAGGUCGCUGAUGUGUCUGUGUCAAGUCUGCAGCAUGAUCUGUGCCGUUUCAGUCUGUACGGUCCCAAAUCUACCGCACUGCUGAAGGAAGUGUUGGAGUGCUACGAUGCGGGUGCAGAACUUCCUGAUGCCGAUGCAUCGUCCACUGGCUCUGAUGAAUGGUGGUCAACACAGUCGGAUUGGCAGAGCACUGCAGAGGAAAAUGCCAGAACGUGGCAUACGCACAGUUUGUUCCCACAGCGUACAGUCAUCGGAUUGGUGGUGUGUGAUCCGCGGCUGGGCCUGCCCAACAAGCGAAGAGGCCUGUCGACAAUUUCGUCAGCGAUCACUGCCGAUCAGGAUAUGUCCGAGCUAUUGGUUCAGGAUGUCCCUGCAAGACUUUGUGGAUCUCAUCUCUGGGAUGGCAAUGUUCGCCACCAGGUGAAACAGACCAAGCUGAGUGAACAACAAUUCAACAAGCUGCGCACUGCUAUGCGUGCAUCGCCGGAAGAGUGUCCCGUUUCCACUCUGAGCCACUCCAUGGUUCCGCUUCUCCUAUGCCGUCAUUCCCAAGGAUUUGGCUGGGAUAUCAUCAUACCCUCUGGGUGGGCAAUGGCGUUUUGGGUUCCGCUUGUUUACCAUGGUGUGCGCACUGGUGGCCAGCAAGAGCUGCGGCAAUUGAAACUGGAGGCGGGCAUACCGUUUUUUCCUCAGGACAGCUUUGACACAACGGCAGGAAGGCGGCAUGCGCACGCAGAGCACUUGGCCGCCGAAGCAGUGUAUCUACGCCACCCACCAGCGAAACGCGUCUCGUUUCCGCAGCUUGCUAUCGAACGUCCGUUUCGUCUUGCAUGGGAAGAUGUGCUGGCUGCAUUUCCUUCGGAUUCCUCUUCUAAAGGAGAGUGCAUCUUACGUGAUGCGUCUAUCCUGCGUCAGCUAAACAAGCUGGUAUCAAUGCUUGGCAAGGCCGGUCCAAUGAAACAACAGCCAGUAUCUUUCUGUCAACAACUGUCCAGCUUGAAGGAAGCAUGUACUGCCGCUGCUGCAACGACAGCCAACUCCUUUGUGCCUGUAAGUCUGGAAACCUCCGGCCGAGGCGUGUUUGUACAUGGUGCAACCAUAAGCAUGCCGAUUGCAGAAGAUCUGAAGAUGUCCUCGGCGUCGUCAUCGCCAAGUCCUGUACAGCCCAGACUCAACCCCAAGUCUAACUCUGUUGCCGUCCAGUGUAUCAGUGACGCCAGCAAAACCAUCCCCUGUGCGUCGCAGCCGCCAUGCAGGACUACUAUUGGCUUUGUUAGCAACGGCGUUCAUUCUCUUGGUCGGGGAAAUAGCUUUGCUGUCGGCUUUUGUGGACUUCCUGCUCUGUUGUCAUGGCUAUCACUUCUCGCUGAGAGCAAAGCAUCUUCACCGAUAGUCCUGCUUCGAAACUGUAAUUCUUAUCAGUAUCGAAGUGCUGUCUUGAAAGUUCUCACUGAUGUGGUUGUAUGAGUGCUAAACUGUGCAUUCUGUGGCCAUAUUCAGAAUAUCCCAGUGUAACUGCUUGCAUGUCAUGUCAGUAUAUCCUGCCCUGCAGUUGUAAUGUCUGAACAUGUUGCUUUUGUCUUUGUUGCUCUCAUUGUCGCUCUCAUUGUCGCUCUCGUUGUUGCUCUGCGUUGUGUUUCAUGUCUACUCAUCAGUUCAGUAGUUCAUGGAACUCUUGUAGAUUUCUAAUUUCUGUUUGUUUAGGAUAAUCCUGUCCUUUUCUAGGCUUUACUGGUCACCUUUAUCUUUGAUCUUUGUUGAGUGUCAUGUUUUUUCCCUAUGCUGCCAUUCUGCUUGUAACGUUUCUGUAUUCGUCUACAUGUGUAUUAGUACACAGUGGGCAGGUCAGUACUGUAUCCGGUUCCCUUUGAUCGCUGGACUUGAGUUAUCUAUUAUGGAGUGAUCUUGAACUUUUUGUCAAGCUGGAUUUAUCUUGCAUUUUCUUUUCUUUUUUUAGCUUGAUUUUUUAACCCUAGCUAUGCUGCAGGUCAGCAGUUAAUUAAAAAAAGUUUGUCUGUAAUCCGUCAA